UUAAGGGGCUCAGAAACUGCGGACGGCGACUCCAACAAAAGCCAUCCUCGAUCCCAACGUCUGCCCAGCCUUCGCCUGGCCAACGGCCGCAUCCGUUACGGGACCCCAACAGACGACGACAAUUUCACGGACGGUUCCGUCAGAGGGGGUCCCAAUAGCAACAACGCUUCGGGGCCCCCUGGGAACCAAGGGGGCCCCAUUCAUCGCCAGGAUUCCAUCAAAAUCUCGGUGGAUCACACUCACACGGGUACCGAUUCUCUGGUAACCGCAACCGAUGAGGAUCUAGUGAGUGACUACAUAACACCAGAGAUGAACUUUAAGGACGUUAAGGCCGCCGUAGGUGGUGGUCCCAACUCCAAAAGCGGUGAAAACAAUCAAGGUGAGAAAGAUGACGUUAGCUUGUACGGAACUCCGAAGGAAGAAAUAGGACCCGGUAUCUCUGAAGCGAAAGCGGGUUUCAUGCGCAAUCAGCUCGAAGCCCUGUUCCAACCUUCGGACAAUAAGCUUGCUAUGAAACUAUUUGGAAGUAAAAAAGCGUUAAUGAAAGAGAGAAUCAGACAGAAAGCAGCGGGGCACUGGAUUAUUCACCCCUGCAGUAAAUUUAGGUAAGCUAAUUUUUUAUUUAUUAUUUUGUAACCGGUGCUCAACAUCUUCUGAGUUCAAUGUUCAACUCUGUUGCAUUGAGACAAAUUAGCCUUCUUGAAGGAUUUUUUGAUGGAACUAACGAAUGAAACCAUAAUUACGCUUUUUUUUUUAUUUAACCAAUUACUACAUUACGAAUAA
Molecule: messenger RNA, 783 nt
Organism: Parasteatoda tepidariorum (common house spider)
Lineage: Eukaryota; Metazoa; Arthropoda; Arachnida; Araneae; Theridiidae
Source: RefSeq, a predicted model, not a curated record